AUGUAUUUCCUCACAGGAACGAGCAAGCUCGUCAACCGGUCUUCGAUCCCGGCGGGCGUCAGCAAGGCGGCUGCCAUAUCGCUGCUGCACGACCACGACUUCUUCUUCCAAUGCGAGCCGCACUACGUGUCGCAUCGAGCCCUGCCUUCUUCCUCUUCUUCUUCUUUUCCCUCCUCUUCCUCCCCCAAUACCACCACUAUCAGCGGCGGUUCCGCCACGACCGCGUACCAGAUCCCGCGGGACGUGCAACCGGUCGGGGACCCGGCGGUCCGGGUGUACGAGGUGGUGGACCACGUGCCGAACCCGGUGUGGAGCUCGAGCGUCGUGAGCACGGAGGAGUUCGUCGACCUGGCCGACGGGUUGUGGGUGCGGAUCCGGAGCCCGCUGGCGGUGGUUAUGGAGACUAGGUGGACGAUACGGGAGAGGAGGGAGGAUGGUAAGGGAAGGGGGGGAGGAGAGGAGGAGAGGGAGGGAGAGGGAGAGCUGGAGUUGGUAGAGGAUGUCACGAUAAGUUGCUCGAAGCUGCUGAUGGGGAUCGUGAAGAGCCAGGUCGAUUCGAAUUGGAGGGAGAUACAUAGGCGGAUUGCGGCGAGGUUGGUGGAGGAUGCGAGGAAGGAGAGGGAGGCGGGGAAGGCUGGGAGAGGGGAAGGGGAAGGAAAGGAGUAA
Molecule: messenger RNA, 666 nt
Organism: Daldinia caldariorum
Lineage: Eukaryota; Fungi; Ascomycota; Sordariomycetes; Xylariales; Hypoxylaceae
Exons: 2
Coding region: 1-666 (221 amino acids)
Source: RefSeq, a predicted model, not a curated record